AUGUCGUCGAAUCCGAUUCUUAUCGAAACAUUGAAACCAUCCAAUAGUGAGUUACUGCCAAUCGUCGAGUCAGCGUUAAAGAGCAAUUUUAAGAAUGUCACUGUCGAAGUGGGACCAUGUCCAGAUCUGUCGGCUGAGCCUUUUUCAAUGACUUCAAGUGGUUUUGGCCAAAAACUUGUAAUUGCCGAUGUUGGUGGACCUGGGAAUCUGUUCCCAAAAAUUCACAAGGAGAAGGAAUUUGAUCUGAAGAUCUGCAAGGUUUGUCAAUCUCCAUUCUCGUUUGUAUUUGGUCCUGGAGCUGGACCGUGGAAAGUAGUAGGGAGGAACUGUGAAAUGGUUGCGGACGCCAAUCUUACUACGGCAAAGGUGAUUUUAUCAAGUGGGUACGUUGAUCCUUUAAACCGUCGUUAUAUGCUGAUAUUUCAUUACAUAAUUCUUAAUGCUUCUCGGUCCUUACUUUUUUCGCUUUGUCGUUUAGUACAUUGUAAAUGUUCGGUACGUAUCGGAAAAGACAACUUUCCCGAAACCAUACGGAAAGCGCUCGCUAAGCAUUACGGCGAAAGGUGCGUAUCUUUGGCUGGGAUUUUCUUGCUUCGAGAAGGUGAAGCGAAAUUGCACAUUAUGCCUGAUUUUCCUGGUUGUCAGUUCAGUUCAUCUGAAGAAGUUGAUAAAUGGCUACAGUUCUUCACAAUGAAGGCCCCUCUCGUGUGUGCAUCUGUGUUUCAUUCUUAUGAUCCAGGACACAAGCUUCGCAUGGAACAUACUCAUUGCUAUUCAAGUCAUGGAGAUGCUGGACACUAUUACUAUGACACAACGCCAGACACUGUAGCGUACGAAGGUUGGUUCACAGCAGCGGAGAAGAUAUACAGAAUUGACGAAAUAUAA
Angiostrongylus costaricensis is the source of this 885-nucleotide messenger RNA. The record is from the annotation of a GenBank genome assembly. NCBI's taxonomy places the organism in Eukaryota, Metazoa, Nematoda, Chromadorea, Rhabditida, Metastrongylidae.